Messenger RNA from Acipenser ruthenus (sterlet), 3424 nucleotides. It is a transcript of the gene tlr1, whose product is annotated as toll-like receptor 1. Gene Ontology annotation, molecular function: protein binding; transmembrane signaling receptor activity. The record is from RefSeq and is a predicted model, not a curated record. The transcript has 2 exons. Bases 174 to 2468 code for a protein of 764 amino acids. NCBI's taxonomy places the organism in Eukaryota, Metazoa, Chordata, Actinopteri, Acipenseriformes, Acipenseridae. Gene Ontology annotation, biological process: inflammatory response; toll-like receptor signaling pathway; immune response. Gene Ontology annotation, cellular component: membrane.
GUCCACAUUCCAUUCUGCACUAAGAGCACCGCAGCAACUAAAAAGGAAAAAAAAAACAUUUGCCGUGCGUGUGGGUUUCUGUAUUCGGUGAUACAACAAUACACUUCAGUAAGUGAACCACUCUUGGAAUCACCAGAGAACAUAUCCAUUCUCCAAACUACAGUGAAACAGACAUGAUGAAGAUUCUGUUCCUGGUUGUCUGUAAUGUACUGCUAAUCUGUUCCUAUGAGAACUGUCCAGUUGAAGAAAGGCAGAAUGUAAACUAUUCAUCAUGUUCCCUGACAUCUGUUCCACGCAGUUUGCCACUCUAUACAGUUUUAUUGGACUUGUCCCACAACAAUAUAAGCCAACUGAAAAGGGAUGACUUUUCUGAAAUGCCAGCUUUAAAGUUCCUUAAUUUAUCACACAAUAAUAUAAAAGAGAUCAGUGAUGACAUUUUUAAAUCCAGUAUGAAACUGGAAUAUCUUAAUCUGUCCCAUAAUGAGCUUUAUAAUAUUUUCUUAGUUCAUGUUACUGAACUUAAGAAUUUGGAUAUUUCCUACAACAAAUUUGCUCUAAUGACUCUUGGUAGUGUCUUUGGCUCCAUGGAAAAGCUGGAAUGUUUAAGUCUGAGUGCUGAAACACUGCAAAGGCAUGAACUAAAGCAUAUCAAAAGUGUCUGGCUGAAAAAUGUUUUUCUGGGAUUUAACAACCUCCUUGACUAUGAACAUGAAAAAACAGACACAAUUACCAUUGUUUUAAAAAGCAAAUAUUGUAUUGACUAUUUAAAAUAUAAGAGGGAUUGUUAUGUUGGAGUUGCCUUACUUCAAAGAAAAGCAAAUUUUAAGGUGACAAGUCUAACUUUAAUAGAUGUUAGGUUGCCUUGGAACUAUCUUACCAAACAAACACUGCAAUCAUCAAUUAAACAUCUAAAUGUGCAUUAUCUAAAUAUUAUAGGACAGAUUGUUACCACUAAAAUAAGCAAAAACACCUCACUAGAGACAUUAAAAAUAAACAGAGGAACAAUAUAUUCAUAUUUUUUUCUUCAAAAUGAUCUUUACGAUUUUUUUAUCAAUAUGAUGAUAAAGAACCUUACUAUUGACAACACUCCCAUAGUACACAUGACUUGUCCUCAGAGCACCAGCAUACUUAAACAGUUAGACUUCUCCAGCAAUGCAUUUUCUGACCGUGUGUUUUCCAGUAUUGAAGAGCCCAUCUGUAAAACACUGACCAACCUGAACACACUAAUUUUAAUGGGAAAUAAACUGGAGAAGCUUCACCAAUUGAGUGUCACAACAAAAUACAUGAAGUCAUUAAAAUAUCUGGAUGUCAGCGCCAACUCACUGACAUAUGAGUUUGGGGAUUGUACCUGGACUGAGAGUAUAAUUGUCCUAAAUGUAUCAUCAAAUAGUCUGGAUCGUUUAGUUUUCAAGUGUUUACCCCAAAACACACAAAUCCUGGAUCUACAGAACAACCAAAUAGCUAGUGUCCCCGAAGACAUGGUUCAUCUUGAUGCUUUGAAAGAACUUUACCUUGGGUCAAACAGGUUGCUUGACAUACCAGACUGCAACAGUUUUAGAAAACUUGAAAUGCUCUUUACAGAUGCUAAUUCUCUCCAUACCCCAUCAAUCAAUUUCCUCAGUAGCUGCAAGAACCUACGAGUUUUUCAUGCCGGCAAUAAUCCAUUCAUGUGCACCUGCAGUUUGAGGGAUUUUGCCAUGAUUAAAGAACAAUCGGGAAUUGAAUUCAUUGGAUGGCCGGACGCCUACAGCUGCAGCUACCCAGAAGCCUUCAGAGGAAUAUUUCUGAAGGACUUCCAUGUUCCUGAAAUGUCAUGCAAUUUGACCCUUCUACUUGUUACUAUUCUCUGCCCCAUGAUAGUGAUAACCAUUGCAAUAGCAGUGCUCUGCAUACACUAUGAUGCACUCUGGUAUAUGAAAAUGAUGUGGCAAUGGACCCAAACCAAGCGGAGAGCGAAGGCAAGCAGACGUCAGGAAACUCCAGAAGGUCUGAAGUAUAAUGCAUUUGUGUCUUACAGCCAGCUUGAUUCCAUCUGGGUAAAGGAGUACCUUUUACCCAACCUAGAAGAAGACAAGUCUGUUCAAAUAUGUCAGCACGAGAGAGAUUUCAUACCAGGGAAAAGUAUCAUUGAAAAUAUAAUCAGCUGCAUCGAAAAAAGCUACAAGUCCAUCUUUGUUUUAUCCCCAAAUUUCAUACAGAGUGAGUGGUGCCACUAUGAGCUCUACUUCGCACACCACCAACUUCUAACUGCAAACUCCGAUCAUUUAAUCUUGAUUCUACUGGAGCCUAUCUCCCAGUACAUGAUCCCUUCCAAGUAUUACAAACUGAAAGCUCUGAUGGCCAAGAGGACCUACAUUGAGUGGCCAAAGGACAGAAACAAACAUAAACUGUUCUGGGCCAAUCUGAGAGCAGCAAUACAGAUACACCUGGCAGGACCAGUAGAGGGCACAGCAGAAAGUAAGCUGUGAUACUUCAAUAACAGUAUUCAUAGACAUUCUUAUUAUACAGUGUACUCGCUCAAUGUGAACACAAUAAACAGAAAUGAAAGAACAAAAAGUAUUGUGCAUUACUUGCCAUUUAUUUCUAUUUUGUUUAUUUUCUUUUUGUCACAAACAAACACAAAGGCACUCUUCAACCAUGAAUGAGAAUAGGGUAGUCAGUAUUGUAGCACAGACCUGUUCAGAAAUAUUCCUCUGAAGGCUUCUGGGCAGCACUGUGGAGUAGUGGUUAGAGCUCUAGAUUCUUGACCGGAGGGUCGUGGGUUCAAUCCCAGGUGGGGGACACUGCUGCUGUACCCUUGAGCAAGGUACUUUACCUAGAUUGCUCCAGUAAAAACCCAACUGUAUAAAUGGGUAAUUGUAUGUAAAAAAUAAUGUAAUUGUAUGUAAAAAUAAUGUGAUAUCUUGUAACAAUUGGAUAAGGGCGUCUGCUAAGAAAUAAAUAAUAAUGUUGUAACAAACCCUAACAUAGAUUGCUGUCAUCCCAAUAAUACAGUAUUUACAUGACUGUAUGUCUAGUGCAUAUUACUGUCGCCCCUUUAAGUGAUUGGUGAUUCCAAAGGUUUAUGGGAGGUUCAGAUAGUUGGCAGAUAAUCGGUAUGCACCAGGAAGGUAGAUAUUGACUGACAUGAUUGGCAGUUUGACAGCCAACACCCACCCUCCCAUCUGACCUCCCACCCAAUCCCACACAUAUCCACCCACAUACCCACCUACCCUCCCAUCCAACCCAUUUUUAAACAAAGGCUCAAAGAUUGCAAGUUCUCUUUUAGCGUUUACUAGUUUUUUUUUUUUAUUAUUUUUAAAUAAGAACAUUCCUUCUGCUUUUACAUGAUCACAGCUGUUUUUUUUUUUUGUCACAGCUGAAUGAUCUUUUAACUUCGACAUUUACCAUACUUGUACAGUUGAGUAAUUUAUGUCACAUUUUA